GUUUGUCCUGUGAUGGACUGGAGACCUGUCCCUCGCCCAUCAUCAACUUGGGUCUAGUGUCCUGUAAUCCUGAACAGAAUAAAGCGACCAGCGUCGCUCUGUGCACGUAGCGAGCAGAGAUGAGGAUUUCCACCAGUCACCUGCAGCAGCUCACCAUUUUCACCACCGUGCUGACCGGUGGAGGGAUCACCACCAUGUACUGCCUGAUGCAGAGUAAAUUUGCUGAGUCGGACUACCACAGACUGGCUGUCCGGGAGUUGGAGUCGUGUCCACUGGCCAUGGAAAGCCUCGGAGCGCCGCCUUUAAAAGUCCACAACAUCCAUCUGACCGACCGAGACAACCGUAUUGACCAGCGCUCUGCUCAGCUGAAGAUUCCAGUGACUGGGUCAAAAACUGGAGGUUAUCUCUACACGACGUCGUUCAGAGACUUCAACACAAACAGGUGGACUCUGAAACAAGCAGUUCUCCGGCUCCGGGAGGGACAGACCAUCAACCUCCUCCGUCCUCCAGCAGGAGCCACUGCAGCCUCGUCAGAAGAGCUGGCGGAGAGAGACGACUCAGCCCGGUGGGACUGACUGAAGCAGGAACGUGUCUGUGCAGAGCCGUCGUUCUGCAGACUGCCACCUUGUGCUUUCACUUCUUUAAGCCCAGGAUGGAAACCAGAAGGACAUCCCACGGAAGAAGAAAAGCAGUCUGCAGAUGAUUCUGUGCUCGCAGUUGUUCUCAUGGAGUUAAACGUUUGCAGUGUUUGGACUCCCUGUGGUGAACCACAUGAGGAAGAGGACGACUCCUCGACCGGGCUCGUCACAGUUCACAGCAAUAAGUGGCUCAUUGUCUCCAUUUCCACAGUUCAACAUGAAACAUGCUUGAAAUAAAGCAGAAAGCUGUUGGCACAGAAUCAAAAGCACUUCCUGCACAGCGAGGUGGAUGGAGAAGUGUCAGUGUGUGUGAAGGACAGGUGGCGCCGCUACUUUUGAAACCUGCUGAGGUUUGACAUGAACCCAGGUGUUUCAUGGCUGAAGAUGCUAAACCUCAUCCAAAUGCACAAAAUGUCUCAUCUACAAUUUAUAGUGGCUCGUGCACGCUGCUGCAGACUGAGGCCUGCAGCUCACAUCUUUCUCUCUUUCUGUCCUGCAUCCACUUCAGUUCCUUACGAUGCAAAUAGUGGAUUCAGUACAAAUAAAAUCAAACAGGAUGAGCUGAGAAAAUCCCACCAAAGAGUCCUGACAGCUACAGUAAACCAGCAUUUUAAGCCUCAACUUGAAAAUAGAGAUUGUGUUCGCCUCUUCUUCCACAUCGGAGCCUGCAGACUCCUACUUGCAGAAAAAUCCAGAAGUUGAUCCGUUGGAAACUUUGUAGUUAUUGCGACAAAUUGAUAGCAAGUAGCAAUAAUCGGAGUAAUGUUCCUUUGUUUUUAAAUCGCUGUUUUUAGAAACGAUGCCGUGCUGAGAUAACCUGAGCACCAACUUGCAGAGGAAAAGGUUCAGUUGACCCAUCCAGUCAGGAAGUGAUGCAACAACCACGUUUAUCUACAACACAGUCAGUUCCUCACUGGCUCUCUCUCAGAAACCCUGAAUAUGUGGCAAAUACAGAGCAGCAGCAGUUGUAGUGGUUUUAAUGGAGGUAUAGAAGGAAUCUCCUUUGGAGGAGCAGAAGUAGCUCCUGGAUGAGCGAAGAGCCAGAGGACAGGAAGACCCCCGCUCCAGCCAGGGCCGGAGGCCGGGACGUGAACACACACACCUCACCCCCCAGUUUCAGUUAGCUGUGUGGAGAAAAAGCUGCUGAAUGUGCCUGUUGGGAGGAUAUGAGCUGAUGAGCUGUGAAAAGGAAACAAACAGCUGGUUCACACCUUUUAGCGCUGAGCAGCAGUUCAAAGAAUUAAAG
Molecule: messenger RNA, 1884 nt
Organism: Salarias fasciatus (jewelled blenny)
Lineage: Eukaryota; Metazoa; Chordata; Actinopteri; Blenniiformes; Blenniidae
Gene: coa1
Product: cytochrome C oxidase assembly factor 1
Exons: 5
Coding region: 120-575 (151 amino acids)
Biological process (GO): mitochondrial respiratory chain complex IV assembly; mitochondrial respiratory chain complex I assembly
Cellular component (GO): mitochondrial inner membrane
Source: RefSeq, a predicted model, not a curated record